Messenger RNA from Erinaceus europaeus (western European hedgehog), 1391 nucleotides. RefSeq names its product BCL2 interacting protein like (gene BNIPL). Gene Ontology annotation, cellular component: cytoplasm. The transcript is spliced from 10 exons. Bases 89 to 1141 code for a protein of 350 amino acids. Lineage: Eukaryota; Metazoa; Chordata; Mammalia; Eulipotyphla; Erinaceidae. Gene Ontology annotation, biological process: apoptotic process. The record is from RefSeq and is a predicted model, not a curated record.
AAGUGGUAGAGAAGGGCUGGGGAGCCUAGACAAGCAGUUCUCCAGCAACUUCCUGCGUGGAAGGAAGGAGGCAGAAAAACUUGCUGAGAUGGGAACUGUACAGGAGGCAGGAGGCAGGACUGCGGCUCCCAGGGAGAAGGCAGAAGUUGCAGGCCUUGGAGCAGCCCUGAGACUGGGGCAGCUGGAGCUGAAGGAAGAAUGGCAGGAUGAAGACUUCCCUGGAUUGCUUCCUGAAGAGACUGGCCCUUCUGGAGGUCCUGAGGAGCCUAACAGAGACUCACCAGCAGCCACCUGCACGCCCAGCACCCUGGCCCUGUGUGGCAACCGGCCCAUGCGGAAACGGCUGUCUGCGCCAGAGCUGCAGGAGCCAGCAGAGAAGGCGGCAGAGGCCUCUCACUCGGCCCAGUCCUCCGACUGCAGCUCUGAUCUGGAGGUGGACGAGAUGGAGACACCCUCAGACUCGGAGCAGCUGGACAGUGGACAUGAGUUUGAGUGGGAAGAUGACCUGCCCCGUGCAGAGGGCCUGGGGGCCAGUGAAGCAGCAGAAAGGUUAGGCCGGGGUUGUAUGUGGGAUGUGGCUGGAGAGGAUGGUCGUCGAUGGAGGGUGUUCCGGACAGGACAGCGGGAGCAGCGAGUGGACAUGACUGUCAUUGAGCCCUAUAAGAGAGUCCUGUCUCAUGGAGGUUACCAUGGUGAUGGCCUCAAUGCUGUCAUCCUCUUUGUUUCCUGCUAUUUGCCCAGAAGCAGCAUUCCCAACUAUACCUAUGUCAUGGAGCACUUGUUUAGGUACAUGGUAGGAACCCUGGAGAUGUUGGUAGCUGAGAACUAUCUGCUCGUUCACCUAAGUGGAGCCACGAGUAGGGCACAAGUCCCACCUCUCAGCUGGAUACGCCAAUGCUACCGCACCCUGGAUCGGAGGCUCAGGAAGAACCUUCGUGCACUGGUGGUGGUCCAUGCUACGUGGUAUGUGAAGGCAUUCCUGGCACUUCUCCGGCCCUUUAUCAGUUCCAAGUUCACACGAAAGGUCCGUUUCCUGAACAAUCUGGGAGAGUUGGCCCAACUUAUUUCUUUGGAUCAAGUUCAUAUCCCUGAAGCUGUCAUCCAGAUGGACCAGGAUCUCCAUGGCUCAAGAGGAACCUAGCAUGAGACUGGAAUGAGUGGCCUCAGCACCAAGCAAAGCUAUUGAUCUGCCUACACCCUAGCCCUUGAAAUAUCAGCACUGCCUUGUACAUCAGCUCAUCAAAAUUGUGGCCCUGGAGUUGGCCCAGUGGACAAUUCCUUGAACUUUCAAGCAUGAGGUCCUAAGUCUGAUCCUUGACAUUGCAUGUGCCAGAGUUAUGCUCUGGUUCUCCUCCCUCCCCACCCCCUUAAUAAAUGACUCUUUAAUUAGG